AUUCAAUGAUAUAUUUUAGAUUUAUUAUAGAACCGAAUAUAUAUAUAUAUAUAGUUAAUGUAUAUUUAUCUAACAAAGUAAAGAUUUAAAAAUAUUUUGUAGUUAUUGUAAUUUUAUUAAGAUUUUUAUAAUGCAGGUUGACCAGGAUAAACUACGAAUUUUAGCAAUACAUGGAUAUCACCAAUCUGACAUAAUUUUUAAAGGGAAAUUAGGUUCAUUGCGUAAGGGCUUUAAAAAAGAAUUGGAUUUUACAUUUGUAAAAGCACCUCAUAAAAUUCCAAAUCAAAAUGAAUUUAAUACGGAUGCAGAAGAAAGUGGCUAUGGUUGGUGGUUUAAUACCGAAGAUUUUGUAUUCAAAGCAACCGUACAAAGCAAUCAUUGUGUUGGCUUUGAAGAUAGUUUAGAUGUGAUUAUAAAAACAUGCCAAGAACAUGGUCCAUUUGAUGGGAUUCUUGGUUUUUCUCAGGGUGCAGCCUUUGCUGUUAUUUUAUGUAUUAUGCAACAAAGAAAGAUAUGUCCAGUUAAAUUUAAUUUUGCCAUUAUUAUAUCAGGAUUUAUAUCAUUGUGCGCACCACAUGCCAAAUAUUAUAAUGAAAUAAUAGAAAUGCCUUCAUUGCAUGUUUAUGGACUGAACGAUAAAGUCAUUCCAGCUGAUAUGACUGAAAAAGUAUGUGAUUUAUUUAAAGACUGCAGUAAAAUUACACAUGAAGGUGGACAUUAUAUACCUAGCAAAAAAAAUGUUUACAAAGCUUUCAUUAUGGAAAUGAUGGAAAGAAAAUUGCAUUAAUAAAAUUUCGCAUGAUAAUUAA
Messenger RNA from Vespa crabro (European hornet), 809 nucleotides. RefSeq names its product esterase AGAP003155. The transcript is spliced from 5 exons. Gene Ontology annotation, biological process: response to retinoic acid. The coding region runs from base 131 to 787 and encodes 218 amino acids. NCBI's taxonomy places the organism in Eukaryota, Metazoa, Arthropoda, Insecta, Hymenoptera, Vespidae. The record is from RefSeq and is a predicted model, not a curated record. Gene Ontology annotation, cellular component: nucleus; cytoplasm.